Molecule: messenger RNA, 1241 nt
Organism: Coregonus clupeaformis (lake whitefish)
Lineage: Eukaryota; Metazoa; Chordata; Actinopteri; Salmoniformes; Salmonidae
Product: interferon-induced protein 44-like
Exons: 8
Coding region: 75-1112 (345 amino acids)
Source: RefSeq, a predicted model, not a curated record
CACAACACUUGCAGGUCAAACUGAACCGUAGGCUCAGCUGCACGUGGAUAAAAUCUCCAAGCAAUCUCGCUAGCAUGUCCUUCAACUUCCGGACUUUUCCUGCACCAGUUUUGCAUGGUGAGAAACCUUCAUCAACAUUUUCGGCAACAGUCCUGUUGGGAGAGGACGGCAAACCUGACUCGAGUAAAGUCUGCAAGGAGAAUGUGAUAAACACACCUGGGUGGGUUGCAGGCCUGCCAGGGGCAGAACAGUGGCAAAGUAAGAUGGAGUCCCCAUGGAGGGAGGUGGCAUGGACUGAGGAUCGCAGGGAGACCCUGAUGGAGUCUAUCAGUUCCUAUAAGCCUGGUUGUGAGGCUGUGUCUGAGGCUCGGGUUCUGCUGCUGGGGCCUAUCGGAGCCGGCAAGUCCAGCUUCAUCAGCUCUGUUCAGUCAGUCUUCACAGGAAGAUUCACUAACCGGGCCAUGGUUGGCUCUUCCUCUGCCAGCUUCACUAAAAAGCUCCAGUUGUUCAACAUUCGUGGGCGGAAUCCAAAGCAGCCUACUGCGCUGGUCCUGUGUGAUGUCAUGGGUCUGGGAGAUGGUGAGACCACUGGACUAACCCUCCAUGAUACUCUGGCUAUCAUCAAAGGCCAUGCACCCGAGGGGCACAAGUUCAGUCCUGAGCGGCCUGUGAGAUCGGAGACUGUGGGCUAUGUGAAGAAGCCGUCCCUUAAAGACAAGGUCCACUGUGUGGUCUUUGUGGUGGAUGCUUCUAAAGUGUCCAGCUACACCAAAGGCCUAGGCGCCACCUUCCAACAGCUCCGAGAACACAUCAGUGACCUGGGUGUGCAUCAAGUGGCACUGCUGACACACGUGGACCAGGUGUGUCAGGAAACCUCCCGUGAAAUCACCCAGGUGUACAACAGCCGGAUCGUUCAGCAGACGAUUAAUAAGGCGGGGGCUCUGCUUGGCAUGUCCACCUCCUACAUCGUCCCGGUGAAGAACUACUCGUCUGAGCUGGACGUUGAUGAGAACACAGACAUCCUUCUGCUCAGUGCUGUGGACCACAUCCUGCAGUAUGUGGAUCUGCACUUCCAGGACUGUGCAGCAACAAUGCCUAACCUGUCUCUUUAAAAAGGCUGUGAAAUGCUGUGUAAUAUAAAAAUGUAUAACAUAUGUUUAUCAUGUUUUAUAACUUGCUUACACUAUUGUUAACUUGUUAACAUAUGUCUUGCUUUGAGUAAAACGAAUGUGUAAGAGCCA